Saitoella complicata NRRL Y-17804 is the source of this 1563-nucleotide messenger RNA. RefSeq names its product carboxypeptidase S. The coding region runs from base 1 to 1563 and encodes 520 amino acids. The transcript is spliced from 3 exons. The record is from RefSeq and is a predicted model, not a curated record. Gene Ontology annotation, molecular function: carboxypeptidase activity. Gene Ontology annotation, cellular component: fungal-type vacuole lumen. NCBI's taxonomy places the organism in Eukaryota, Fungi, Ascomycota, Saitoellomycetes, Saitoellales, Saitoellaceae.
AUGAUCUGUCCUCAAGCACCCAUUCUUCCACCUAGAAACGCUCCUCAGCUCAAGAAGAACCUCGAUCGUUUCGAAUCAGCACGAUACCGCAAUAUCUCUGCGGAAUCCCUUGGGGAAGCUGUGCGGAUCAAGACUGUUUCAUACGAUGACAUGGGACCACCGGGUAACGACUCGCGAUGGGAUGUAUUUGAAGACUUUGAGGAAUUUCUAAGGCAGACGUUCAAUACUGUACACGAGACGCUCAAGUUGGAGCACAUCAAUGGACAUGGUCUGAUGUACACGUGGCCUGGAUCAGAUUGGUCAUUGAAGCCUAUUUUGCUUAUGGCACAUCAAGAUGUUGUGCGGGUAGCUGAAAAUACAAAAGAUCAAUGGCUACAUGCACCCUUUGGCGGCCACUAUGACGGCUUUGGAGUUUGGGGGCGUGGGGCCGGUGAUUGCAAGAAUAACCUGAUGGGCAUUAUGGAGGCAAUUACCGCACUUAUACAGGGUGGAUUCAAGCCACGGAGGACAGUAUUGCUGAGCUUUGGAUUUGAUGAGGAGAUUGGUGGGUCAUAUGGUGCUGCUCACUUGGCAGCCCAUAUUGAGCAAGUCCAUGGCAAGGACUCCAUCGAGUUCAUUCUCGAUGAAGGCGGUCUCGGCCUGCAAGAACAGUAUGGAUCUUUGUUUGCUUUGCCGGCAAUCGCCGAGAAGGGUUACGUUGAUAUGCAGAUCGUCGUAGAAACACCAGGUGGUCACUCCAGUAUUCCUCCGCCUCAUACCGCAAUUGGUUUGUUAUCAGAGCUUAUCAGGACGAUCGAGGAGAAUCCUCCAGACAAGGAACUCUUCCUGGAUACCGAAUCUCCAUAUUACGAGACUCUCCGCUGCAUGGCUCGUUUUGGUUACUCCAUGGAGAGUACUUUGCGUGAUUCAAUUCUGUCCGGUGAGCCUGAGAAAUUGGAGCGGGUUGCGCGCGGCUUGGCUGGUCAAGACCGGAAGAAUCGCUUUCUGAUGCAGACAUCACAGGCGAUUGAUAUCUUGCAGGGUGGUAAUAAGGUAAAUGCGCUUCCUGAAAGAGCGGAGACAAUUGUGAACUAUCGUAUCGCCGUUCACAGUCGCGUGUCCGACAUUCAGGACCACCUCAUCGAAUUCCUCGCUCCCAAAGCCAAAUCUCUCGACCUGGAAUUCUACGCCUUUGGCGCGAAGAUUGGCAAACGCAGGUUCGGAAGGAUUGGUCCGCGGGCAGGCAAGGUGAACCUCGAGGCCCUGAACCCGCUCGAACCUGCCCCAAUCAGUUCCACUGGCAGCAGGACAUGGGCAGUCUUGCAAGGAACCAUUAAACAUGUUUGGCGCCAUCCUGGCCCGGAUGGGGAGACCAUUACCGUGGCACCAUCCCUGAUGACCGGCAACACGGACACGCUACAUUACUGGAACGUGUCAAAGAACAUCUAUCGCUUCACGCCAUCGCGCGCUUCGGGCCGUAAAGGAAUCCACACGGUCAACGAGCGAAUGAGCAUGGACGACCACAUCGACGGCCUCAAGUUCUAUCACGAACUUAUCAGGAACGCCGACGAAGCAAGCUUUUGA